AUGGGGGAGAGGGAAUUGGAAACAUUUUCUCUGCUCAGUAAUGGCACUGCGGCUGGCGUGGCAGAUCAGGGAACUUCCAAUGGAUUGGGAUCCAUAGAUGACAUCGAAACAGACUGCUACGUGGACCUGCGAGGCUCCCCAGCCCCGCUCCCCUCUCCUCCCACGAUGCCCCUGUUCCCUCAUGUUCUGGACCUGCUGGCCCCCCUGGACAGCAGCAGCAGGGCCCUCCCUGGCACUGAGAGCCUGGACGACUUCUCUGAUGGGGAUGUCUUUGGGCCAGAGCUGGACACCCUACUGGACUCACUGUCUCUGGUCCAGGGUGGCCUGCCUGGCAGCGGUGUGCCCAGCGAGUUGCCCCAGCUGAUCCCGGUGUUCCCUGGUGGGACCCCAUUGCUACCACCUGUAGUGGGUGGCUCCAUCCCCGUCUCCAGCCCACUGCCCCCGGCCUCCUUUGGUCUCGUCAUGGACCCCUCCAAGAAGCUGGCCGCCUCUGUGCUGGAUGCCCUCGACCCCCCAGGCUCGGCACUGGACUCCCUCGACUUGCUGCCAUACUCGGAUACGCGGUUGGAUGCCCUCGACAGCUUUGGGUCGACCCGUGGUGCCCUGGACAAGCCCAGCUCCUUUGUGGAGGAAACCAACUCACAGGACCAUCGUCCCCCAAGUGGUACUCAGAAACCAGCCCCCUCGCCAGAGCCCUCCAUGCCCAACACCGCCUUGCUCAUCAAGAACCCCUUGGCUGCCACCCAUGAGUUCAAGCAGGCCUGCCAGCUCUGCUACCCCAAAACAGGGCCCAGGGCGGGCGAUUACACCUACCGUGAGGGCCUCGAGCACAAGUGCAAGAGGGACAUCCUGCUCGGCCGGCUCCGGAGCUCUGAGGACCAGACCUGGAAGCGGAUCCGGCCCCGGCCCACCAAGACCAGCUUUGUGGGCUCCUACUACCUGUGCAAAGACAUGAUUAACAAGCAGGACUGUAAGUACGGGGAUAACUGCACCUUCGCCUACCAUCAGGAGGAGAUCGACGUGUGGACAGAGGAGCGGAAAGGCACCCUCAACCGCGACCUGCUCUUUGACCCGCUGGGGGGCGUCAAGCGCGGCAGCCUCACCAUCGCCAAGCUCCUUAAGGAGCACCAGGGCAUCUUCACUUUCCUCUGUGAGAUCUGCUUUGACAGUAAGCCCCGGAUCAUCAGCAAAGGCACCAAGGACUCCCCGUCUGUCUGCUCCAACCUGGCUGCCAAGCACAGCUUUUACAACAACAAGUGCCUGGUGCACAUCGUCCGCUCCACCUCCCUCAAGUACUCCAAGAUCCGCCAGUUCCAGGAGCAUUUCCAGUUCGACGUGUGCCGCCACGAGGUGCGUUACGGCUGCCUACGGGAAGACAGCUGCCACUUCGCCCACAGCUUUAUCGAGCUCAAAGUCUGGCUGCUGCAGCAGUACUCAG
Leptonychotes weddellii (Weddell seal) is the source of this 1438-nucleotide messenger RNA. NCBI's taxonomy places the organism in Eukaryota, Metazoa, Chordata, Mammalia, Carnivora, Phocidae. The record is from RefSeq and is a predicted model, not a curated record.